Molecule: messenger RNA, 769 nt
Organism: Echinops telfairi (small Madagascar hedgehog)
Lineage: Eukaryota; Metazoa; Chordata; Mammalia; Afrosoricida; Tenrecidae
Gene: SIGLECL1
Product: SIGLEC family like 1
Exons: 5
Coding region: 60-704 (214 amino acids)
Biological process (GO): cell adhesion
Cellular component (GO): plasma membrane
Molecular function (GO): sialic acid binding
Source: RefSeq, a predicted model, not a curated record
GGAGUUAGACCAGCACUGUAAAAGCCCCGACCCCUCCCGUUCCGGAGAACUACUGCUCUAUGGUGACGCCCAGGCUACCCGCACUCCCCAAGCUAUUCAAUGCCUCGUGUUUCUUGGAUUCAACGCUGCAUUGCAACUGUAUCUUCUAUGGGGACCCCACGCCCACCAUCGAGUGGAAGACUAUGGAUGGGAAAAAUAUGAGUAACUAUAUGAAAUUGACGUCCUCAUCGAUUGGCCCCUGGGCCAACAGCACCAUCCACCUGUUUGAGGAGCCACGAAACACCAUGGGCGUGCUUUGUGAGGGGAAGAGCCAAAGUGGCCUCCACGCGUUGAGCUUCCUCAUGAUGCCACCAAAGACGGGCUUUGGUUCCCAGACAUUCCUGCAAGGGCUGCUCCAGGGCAUCGAGUAUGGCGCCAUCGCAGCUGGGUUGCUGUUCCUCCUCCUCCUCCCUUUCAUAGUGAAGCAUAUCAGGAAGAAAAUGACAAAGAGAAUCGCAGAGACGGCAGAGAGCCCUGUCACCGAAGCACCCGAAGAACCCAGGACCUCUCUGCAGCCCGAAGAACCUUACGAAGAGCAGGAGCAGGAACGCAAGGUCAGCCAGUUCAGCCAGACCAGUGAGAAGACGGAAACGCAGACCACGACAGAAACGGUGGCGACGGGGGGGACCUCGAGCACAUAUAAUUCCAUACCCUUCCUGCAAUGACAGAAGCCUCCCUAGAGGAGGGCCCGGAUCCCCCGCCUCCACCCCCAGAGCCUCCCGCUCACAAA